GUUUUUAAAUCUGAAGGUCGUCCCCGCGCUUGGAGUUUCUAGGACGACGAUAUCGUACUACUAAGUGGCCAGUUACAGGUGUGCACAAAUGACCUGUAUAUCAACUUAUGUGGUCAAGAUACUCUUCAUUUUUCUCGGGUUUUGGUCCAGGAUUCCUCCUAAUAAAGCAUAUUCUCUAGAGCAGUCGUCCCCCACCUCUCAUAAUCACUCUGUAAACGAUAGUCUCAAACAUCUCCAUAUUUUAUUUCGACAUGGUGACAGAUCUCCAAUCGUUAACAUGCCUGCUAUUUUACACAAAAUUCCUUUUGCUUGGUCGCAAGGCUUCGGCAUGCUUACAGACAAAGGUGUAGAGCAGCACUUUUUUCUUGGGAAGUGGUUACGAUCAAAGUAUCAAGGAUUUGUUCCCAGUAAAUAUAACGGUUCUUAUUAUCAUGUUCGUAGUACGGAUGUCGAUAGAACUCUAAUGUCAGCAAUGGCAAAUGCAGCUGGGUUUUAUAACCAGUCUCCCUCUCCUCUGUCCGCUAUGGCAUCAAUUGGUUUCCCAUACCUGUUCAUACAAAACCUCAAGUAACAGAUACACUUUUGGGUGUUGCACCAUGUCCUUAUCGGGAUUCGUUACAACGUAUACAAAUGGAUAGUCAACCAUCUAUUGAAUUUGAGAAAAAUCACUCAAAUUUAUUUGUCAAACUUACUAAUGUCGCUGGUAUUGGUCCAGUUAAUCGUCAUAAUGUAUGGUCCAUAUCCGAUUUUAUUACAUGUAUGAUUGCUCAUAACAUUACCCUUCCUGAUUGGUGUACAGAUGAUUUUUUAGCAGAAUUAUAUGAAGUCAAUAGAUUCUAUUGGGUGAAAAAAUAUUCUUCUUCAGAUGAUAUCAUUCGGUUGGAAAUCGGUGUCUUCUUAAACACAUUCGUUAAACAUAUACAUUCCAUCAUACGUGGGGAACAAUUGAAUUUAACUUAUGAAUAUACAUUAUCCACCGAACAUAUGAUGAUUUAUUCAGCUCAUGAUACUGAUGUAACUUAUAUUUUAGCUGGUUUCGGUGUUUAUAAUAAUCAAACAAUUAAUUAUGCAUCUACUGUUAUUCUAGAAUUACAUGGUCCAGAUAAAUCUAGCAAAGAAAGUGAUUAUCGUAUAAAAUUGUUGUAUAAAAAAGGUUGGACUGAUGAAACUGGUGAAUAUUUAACCUUACCAGCUUGUAAAGGUCAACCUGGUUACAAUGGUUGUCCUGUGAAUCUUGUAUUGGAACAAAUUAAACCAUUAUUAUUGAGUACUGAUAGAUUUUAUAAAGAAUGUUCAAUAGAUCAACCGGAUAGCGUAAAUUAUCGAUUACAUCCAAUUGUAUUUAUCUUUGUCGGUGCAGCAAUCUCCUCUGUAAUAAUGCUUCUAGUCUUUUGGUAUUAUUCACUGCGUUUACGUCGUUAUAACAGUUUAGACGUUACGGAACAACCAAUAUUAUAAUUGGUAAAUCAGGAAAUGAAAAUAAAAGAAGAUAUCUAGUAACAUUAUUGUUAGAAUCAUCGUCAUUAUUACCUAAAUCAUUAUCAUCACAACGUAUUUUUUACUCUUCCCUCCCAUGUGUUGUUCUGCGACGAUUUGCUAUUUUUUUAUAAAACAGUGUUGUUUAACUCUUUUUGUUCUUUUUUAUGAUCAUUUUGAAUGUUGAUUAUAGUUUUCUGCUCAUAUAUAUACAUUAUUGUAGACUUAUUACUUUGUAUUUUGUUAUAUAAUUAAUAAAUUAAUGCAUACUCAGUGAACUGAACUGUACUGAAAUUAUUGUAUCACUUGUUAUACUUGG
Schistosoma mattheei is the source of this 1795-nucleotide messenger RNA. The record is from the annotation of a GenBank genome assembly. NCBI's taxonomy places the organism in Eukaryota, Metazoa, Platyhelminthes, Trematoda, Strigeidida, Schistosomatidae.